AUGGUAUUUUGACGUACAACUCACAAGUGUAUAAUAUGUAAUAGACCAUGCCGUUGUAUUAUUUAUGUUCUUUGGUUAUGUUUACUUUUAAAUAAAGAGAGUUGUAUAUUUUACUGGAGCGAUAUAUAAGUUAACAUGCCUAAACCAAUACUUUUUGAUGAGGAUUCGGAAGAAGAAGUCGAAAUUAAAACAGAAAAUGAAUAUGCCAAGAGGUACGAUACUUGGCGAGAAAAAGAAGAAUUACACAAAUUGGAACAAAAAUACGGCUCCAAACCCUUAAACGCUGACGGAACAGUGUCAUCUGACAGUGAUGACGAAAGCGAUGAGCCGCCAGAGGUUUCUGAAGAGGUGGAGAAACAAUUCCUCAAGACCCUCGCUCUUUUGAAAACCAAGGACCCUAGGAUAUAUGAUCCUAGUUAUACAUUUUUUGAUGAGAAAAUUGAAAAGGAAAAAGAGAAAGAACCAGAAACCAAGAAACUAACAUUUGGUGAUAGUGAUGAUGAUGAGGAUGAUGAUCCAAAUAUAUUUAGCAUUGAAAAGAAAGCAGAGAUAGACAAUGAUAAUGACAAUAAAAAUUGUAAGGGAAGUUCAGAGAAUGAAAAGAUUAAAGAAUUCUUAAUCGGGAAAGUUGAGCAUGUUGACGAUGAAGUAGAAAAGGAUCUUGCACCACUCAGGGCAUUGUGGUCAGACCCUAAAUUAAAUGACAGCGAAGCAUUUUUGAGAGAUUACAUUUUAAAUAAAAGGUAUUUAGAUGAUGGUGACGUUGGUGAAGCUGCUGAUAAAAUAAGGGAUGAUGAUGAUCUGGAAGAAGAUGAGAAGAUGGUGGAGGAGCAGGGUAAAUUUGAGCGUGCCUACAACUUUCGUUUUGAGGAACCCGACGACGAAUAUCUAAAACGUUUCCCUCGAACAAUGAAUUAUAUCAGACCGAAAGAUGACCGCCGUUCCCGCAAGCGAGCUGAGAUACGCGAAAGGAAAGAAGAAGAGAAAAAGAAGAAGUUGGAAGAAAUAGCCAGGAUGAAGGCUCUUAAACUGAAGGAGAUACAAGAGAAGAUUGCCAAGAUCAAAGAGGUCACUGGCAACCAAGACCUAGCUUUCAAGGACGAAGAUAUCGAAGGUGAUUUUGAUCCUGAAGAACACGAUAGAAGAAUGAAAGCCCUCUUUGACGAGGAGUACUAUGGGGAAGCAGAUGACCAGAAACCUGUCUUUCCUGAUUUGGAUGAAGAAUUAGAAAUUGAAAAUUGGGAAAAUUUCGAACCGGAGUAUAAACAAGACACCGAAAACGUAGAUGAACCACAUUGUGAAGAUACAGAUUUUAAUAUGGAUGCAGACUAUGAUCCAAAGAAAGCAAAGGAGAACCUUAUAGAAGAAUUGAAACGAAACAUGGGCAAGAAACGUAGGAAUAGAAAACGUAAAUCGAAGCUUGCCGAGCUUUUAUCAGAAGAGAAACCAAAAUUUAUACCUGAUAUUGAUAAAACAUAUGCAGAGUACAUGCAGGAGUACUAUCAGAUGGACUGUGAGGAUAUUAUUGGGGGCGAUCUACCCACUAGGUUCAAGUACAGGGAGGUGGUGCCUAAUGACUUUGGAUUGACUGUUGAAGAGAUUCUUCUAGCGGACGACAAAGAAUUGACUCAAUGGGUGCCACUUAAAAAGAUCGUAAAAUAUCGUCCAGAAAACGUAGAGAAGGGCGAGGUAAAAGUUUACUCGCAAAAAGCAGCCGACGUCAGAUUGAAAAAGAAAAUACUGCCUAGCUUGUUUAAAGAUUUGCCGGAAGAACCAGAAAUAGUAGUGCCAAUAGAAGUAAAUAAAAAGAAAAAGAAGAAAAAAACGAAACAUACAAGCCACGAAAACAAUGAAGAUAAAUGUGAUAUAGAAAUUACUACUAACACUGUUACUACUACUAACACUUCUAAAACUAUUGAAAUUGAAAAACAAAAGAAAGGCAAAAAGAAACAUGUCAAUCAAGUAAACAAUGAAGAAACAAAUGGCUUAGACGAAAUAAAGAAAAUAACGCAGAAUAAUAGCAUUGAAACUUCAAAGAAACAGAAAAAACACAAACAAACAGAAAACAAACAAAGUGUUACUCAUGAUGUAACCGAGAACACUGAAAUUGAAAAUGAAAUCUUAAAUAAGAAACAUAAAAAGGUUAAGGUCAAAAAUAUAAAUGAAGAACCUAGUAUAGACCAAGAAAUAACAAGUGACGCUUCUAAAAUUGAAAAACAAAAAGUAGACAAAAAGAAACGUAUCAAUCAAGAAAACUACGAAGAAAUAAAUGCUGUCGAUAGAACAAAUGAAAAUAACAACUUAGGAACAUCCAAGAAAAAGAAAAAACAUAAACAAAAAGAAAACGAGGAGAAUAUAGUUAACACAAGUGUAAACCAAGAUAAUACUAAUGAAAGCAAAACCUUAAAAUUACAACAUAAAAAAGGAAAUAACAAUGUACAUAAAGAACCAAGUAAAUAUAAUCAAGAAACAGCUAACAUUAAUAAGAGAAACAAGAAGCAGGAAGAAGGAAAAAAUAAGAAAAAGAAAGCAAUAAACACAUUUAAUAUUGAAACUAUCAAUGAUAAAACGACCCCCAGUAAUGGAACAAAUGAUACAAUUAAUGAAAGAAAUAGUAAAAUUAAUAUGAGUAAUUUAAAACGCAAAUCAAAUUCUACUACAGAAGAAAAUGUAACUAAAAAGAAAAUAAAGAAAAGUAAAAAUUUCAAAAAGGUUAAACCAAAUAAAAAAAGUGAUCAGGAUGACAAAAUGGCCAAUCCAUUAAGUAAGCUAUCAGAUGAAAGACUUAAAGCUUAUGGCUUGAAUCCGAAAAAAUAUAGAAGUUUCCUAAAGUAUAAGAAAUUUUAAGAUGCACAUAUAUUAAAUGUAAAUGUCAAAUAUAUUGCAUA
Molecule: messenger RNA, 2888 nt
Organism: Nymphalis io (European peacock)
Lineage: Eukaryota; Metazoa; Arthropoda; Insecta; Lepidoptera; Nymphalidae
Product: protein KRI1 homolog
Exons: 11
Coding region: 136-2847 (903 amino acids)
Biological process (GO): endonucleolytic cleavage in ITS1 to separate SSU-rRNA from 5.8S rRNA and LSU-rRNA from tricistronic rRNA transcript (SSU-rRNA, 5.8S rRNA, LSU-rRNA)
Cellular component (GO): nucleolus; 90S preribosome
Source: RefSeq, a predicted model, not a curated record